Molecule: messenger RNA, 470 nt
Organism: Diabrotica balteata
Lineage: Eukaryota; Metazoa; Arthropoda; Insecta; Coleoptera; Chrysomelidae
Source: the annotation of a GenBank genome assembly
UUUUCGUUCGACUUUCAACGAGUAGACGUCAAUUUCUGUGUCCGCAAUGCCUCCUAAGACUAGUGGUAAAGCUGCUAAAAAAGCAGGAAAAGCUCAAAAGAAUAUUUCCAAGACCGAUAAGAAAAAGAAGCGUAAGAGGAAGGAAAGUUAUGCCAUUUACAUCUAUAAAGUAUUGAAACAAGUGCAUCCUGAUACUGGUAUUUCCAGUAAGGCUAUGAGUAUCAUGAACAGUUUUGUAAAUGAUAUUUUCGAAAGAAUUGCUGCCGAAGCUUCCCGUUUAGCUCAUUAUAAUAAACGGUCAACAAUUACUAGCAGGGAAAUUCAAACCGCAGUACGUCUAUUACUUCCUGGAGAAUUAGCUAAACACGCCGUAAGUGAAGGUACCAAAGCUGUUACUAAAUAUACAAGUUCUAAGUAAUCCUACUACUUCAUAUUACAAAUAUAAAAAACGGUUCUUUUUAGAGCCACAA